UCGUUCCCCGGUGGAAUGAAAGUCGAACCGUUUUUUUUUUUUUUCAGCUCCCUUCUUCUUUCGAGUCCACGUCGAGUGAAAUUGGCUUUUGCCGUCGCCUGUACCUGCCCCGAUCGCUACAAACACCGCGUUAAGCUCGCGCGAGACACACGCUACGCUCGUGCGCUCGGUGGCACGCUGUCAUCUUCUCCCACUUUUAUCGUUGCCGGGGGCCGCGCGGCGGCCGUACCGAUCCCAGUUCCUCAGCUAGGCUCAUCGUCAGUUGGGAUACCGAACGCUUCCAACUUACAACAACUUCCAACUUUCAACAACCGGAUAGGAGACGCGACUAAACUCCGCGGAGGACUCGCUACUCGCGGUCGGGGAAACCAGAUAACCAAACCUCUCCUGGAACGGAAACGACGCGCCCGGAUCAACCGCUGCCUGGACGAACUUAAGGACCUCAUGGUUGACGCGCUCGAGACCGAAGGAGAGAACAUAAGCAAAUUGGAGAAGGCGGAUAUACUGGAGCUGACCGUACGCCACCUUCAACGGCUUCAGGCCUCUCGGCCGUCCGGACUUUCGUCUUCGGCGAUCCCGGGAGAGGAUUCGUCCGAAAGCCGAUGGAGAUCUGGUUUCGGACACUGCGCCGCGGAAGCUUGCAGAUUCCUCACGGCUCUUCCCGGGGAAGCGGCCGAUCGUCUCGCUCGACAUCUCGCAUCGGGUCUCCACGCUACCAGGCAAUUGGAAGUCGAGGUAUCUCAAAAAUCAAAUUCACCGCCCCUGUCGCCGCCCACUCCGAGAUCUGGUUUGGUUUCUCCGCGGCUAGCGAGUUUGGAUAAAACGGCACAACUUUUGGUACCUUCUUCCGUGGUGAGUCCGUGCGGCUCCCGACUCACCGACGGAUCUCCGCCGCCCAGACAAUCCGUCGCUCCGUCCCCCCGAGCGUCGCUGCACCCUUAUUCCCUCGGGAAGAGCAGCGUUGCCUCUCCCUGCAGGGCGCAUAAAGAAACGACGUCGUGCGUUACCGGGAGCGCGCAACAGGUCGGUAAGGAUACACCGGUACCCGGUGACGGGUUGGGCCCCUCUGAAAUUCCAGGUGCUGAGCCGGGCCCAAUUGUCGUACCUACAGUCGUCGAUGAAAUGAAAGUUCCCGUUGCCGACGACGAGGAGGAAAUCGACGUUGAAAAUAUCGACGAAAGUGACCCGAUGUGGAGACCCUGGUAGUGGUGCGCAACUUAUGUUAUUUUCACGCGAUAUACAUUUAUACGAUAUAUAUAUAGCGGCGCGGUAUUACGUCGUAAAUAAUUUUAUGAUGACUAUUUUGAAUAGAUAUUCAUAUUUAAGUGAUAAGUGAUCUUCAUCUUUGAUGAUAAUGUGAUACGAUUGCCUUGUUCUUGUUUUUUUUUGUUCUUCAUUCUAAUUUUUAUUUUCAACAAUUGAAAAUUAUUAUUACGUCUUAGCCCAGCAUUGUAAUAUUAUUUUGUUUCUGUGUUUCUCUCAUUUCGUUUUUCCCUGAAUCGUGUGUAAUUCGUAUUUGAUAAAUGCUUCCUCGAUGUUGGAAUUUAAUAAUCUGUGAUUGUCGUCUUCGAAUGCCUUCCGGUUGUUGAUUGUUAAUAAUGAUAACGUUGAUAAUUAUAAGUAAAACGAAAAAAAAAAAAAAAAAAUGGUAUGCAUGUACAACUUGAAUUCUGAGUUUUAUACGUACCUUAACUUAUUGCAUUAUUUAACGACGGACGACCGUUAAUUGAAUUCGCUAGAUAUAAUUUGUAUUGAACAUAAAAUUUUACUAUUACCAUUAACAUAAUUAAUGUUAAAUAUUUUGGUACGUGGCUUUAACGCGAUAGUUUAUGAAAUUAUCUGAACAACUGUUAUACAGCUCUGUUGUUACGAAGUUUCAGAUAAAUUUAAUUAUCGAUUAUCACUUUUUCAUUACCGAUUGAUUACAAAUAAUGAGUAGGUAAUCAACCGUUAUGUUAGAUUAUUGAUGUUACAAUAUUUCUCUGAAUAUAUCUAUUCACGAUAAUGAGUAUAUAAUUCAGAACCAGAUUAUAUUUACACGAUUUAAGUAUAUUUUCUUCCUUCGACUGUCUAGGAUUAUCUAUCAUUAUUACUUUUAUUAUCAUUCUACCGAUUCAAAAGUACUUUACAUUUAUGAAACAUUCGAUCAACGAAAAAUAGAAUAUUUAUGUGUGGUGAUAUCAAUCGUUUCGAAUAAAAUCUUGAAAAAGCGCUCAUUUGGUCGCGACUCUCGUUGUAGUACUGUAUACAUAUUUUAUGAAAUGAUUCUAAAAAGUUGAAAGCAUAUGUUAUGUAUCACAGUAAGAUUAUUAUUAUUAUUAUUAUUAUUAUUAUAUUAUUAUUACUAAUAACAUUAUUUUAUAAGUUAUUGUAUUUACUAUAAAGUUUAUGACGAUUGUAGCAAACAUAUUUAUUACACUACUUCGACCUGGCUCACGCAAUUGGAAUGGAACGAAUCUGUGACUAACAAUAAGCUACAGUCUUUGAUUUUUUUCAAUUGCUGAGCCAAAAAAUUGCGAUCUUUUUCAAA
Molecule: messenger RNA, 2530 nt
Organism: Athalia rosae (coleseed sawfly)
Lineage: Eukaryota; Metazoa; Arthropoda; Insecta; Hymenoptera; Athaliidae
Product: enhancer of split mbeta protein-like
Exons: 4
Coding region: 16-1206 (396 amino acids)
Biological process (GO): regulation of transcription by RNA polymerase II; anterior/posterior pattern specification; regulation of neurogenesis
Cellular component (GO): nucleus
Molecular function (GO): DNA-binding transcription factor activity, RNA polymerase II-specific; RNA polymerase II cis-regulatory region sequence-specific DNA binding; protein dimerization activity
Source: RefSeq, a predicted model, not a curated record